Messenger RNA from Schizosaccharomyces osmophilus, 1722 nucleotides. Its product is annotated as methionine synthase reductase. Gene Ontology annotation, cellular component: cytosol. Lineage: Eukaryota; Fungi; Ascomycota; Schizosaccharomycetes; Schizosaccharomycetales; Schizosaccharomycetaceae. The transcript has a single exon. Gene Ontology annotation, biological process: homocysteine metabolic process. Bases 1 to 1722 code for a protein of 573 amino acids. The record is from RefSeq and is a predicted model, not a curated record. Gene Ontology annotation, molecular function: flavin adenine dinucleotide binding; [methionine synthase] reductase (NADPH) activity; FMN binding.
AUGGCUCCUUCUGUGAUUUCUCAAAAACAUCAGCAUCUCUAUCCCAAUCCCCCCUCUUCGUCUACCGUAAACAUUCCCCAUUCCUCUUCUUCUGCCGCUGAGCUCGGUUGCGUAAACUGCCGUUGCUCUUCCAAUAAAGACGCAAACGAAAGCGCCCACUUAAACGAUCCCUCUCAAACCCUCGCCGACUCCAUGUCCAGUCUCGUUUUAAACCCUCACUUCCAGUCUCUCAACCUUGACCUUCGGCUUUUGCACGAUAACAUCACCAUUGAUCGUAUUCCCAAACUUCCUGCCCGUAAUGUCUCUUUCACUCCCUUGACCCCCGAGGCCAAAGCUGCCGAUUCCUCCCAUCCAAGCCCUCUUAUUCCUGAAAAAAUGCCUCCUUCUUUUGUUCAACCUCAUCCCCCUUUCCACGUCUAUCCUUCUCCCGUCACCAACAUCCGCGAACUAACAAAGCCCAAUGCCUACAAGCGCGCUUUCCAUUUCGAAAUCGAUGUUUCCAACUAUCCUCUUCCCGACGGUGAAGAAUGGAUGGUUGGCGGUUCUUUUGGUCUCAUGGCUCCCAAUGAUGAUGCCGUCGUAAACCAUUUGCUCCUCCUUUUGCAAAUUCCCAAUGAUGUUGCCGACGCUCCCAUUCUUUUGAAAACCAAUGGCGGUCGCUGGCCCACCAUAUGGGCAGAGGACAUGGCUCGAGAGCUUCCCACGACUCGGCGCGAACUACUCAAAUGGUCCUCGGAUUUCAUGUCUGCUCCCCCCAAAAAGCAAUUAAUCCGUUUGUUGGCUGAAUACGCCGAAAAUCCUACUGAAAAGCAAAUACUAUUGUUUUUGGUUAGCCGUCUCGGUCAACGUGCUUUCUGUGAUCUAAGAGCUAAUAAUAAUGUUACUCUGCUUACUCUUUUGGAAGCCUUCCCCAGUGUCAAGCUUCCUUUGGAUCACUUGCUAAGUGUUUUGCCCCAGCUGAUGCCAAGAUGGUAUUCUUUGUCUAACGAUCCCGCUCAGCAUAAUGGAAUCUUGGAAUUCGCUGUUGCUCUCGUAGAGAUUGAAAAGGUCGGUGGUGGUGUCCAUUACGGAAUCGGCUCUGGUUUCUUGUAUCAUUUAGCAAAACAAUGGAUGGAUGGCAAAAGAGAUUUGGUUCUUCCCAUGUUUCGUGGGUUGCAUAGAAAUGCUUUUGUUACCCACUUCACUUCUGAUGGUCCCAUGUGUCUCAUUGGCACCGGUGUCGGCAUUGCUCCUUUCCGUGGUUUCGUUCAACGCCGUCUCAUGAACGCAUCUUGUGCCGGAAAAGUUUGGAUCUUUCACGGUUGUCGUAACUCGGAACUGGAUGAAUUGUAUCAUGGCGAAUGGGAAAACCAAAGUGAGAACUCUGGCCUUGACUCUCCCGGCUCUCCUGCCAAGCAAAACAAUACCGAGGUGGAUGCUUUAGAAUUUCACAACGAUCCCAAAGAAGGUCCCCAUCAUAUGGUCGUCGAAUCACGUUCACACAGAAAAGUAUAUGUACAGGACGAAUUACGCAUGAAAGGCGAUAUUGUGUGGAAUGUCUUGAAUCAUCCAAACGGUAAAAUAUACCUUUGCGGUGGUAAACAAGGCUUAUUACGGGGUGUUGAUGAAGCCUUAAAGGACAUUUGCAUGCAAUACGGAAGUAUGUCUCAAAAUGAAGCUGCGAACCAAUUGGCGACUUGGCAGAAUCCUCUUUCGUUGAAAUAUAUUAAGGAAAUUUGGUAA